Arctia plantaginis is the source of this 528-nucleotide messenger RNA. The record is from the annotation of a GenBank genome assembly. Lineage: Eukaryota; Metazoa; Arthropoda; Insecta; Lepidoptera; Erebidae.
AUGUACAAGCUAGUGGUCUUGUUUUCUCUGGCAGUGAUGGUAACAGCUAAACCCAGCAUAGUGGCACCGUUCGCGUACAUCUCAGUAACACCGGGUUUCAGCUCGCUGUCUCAGUAUAGCUCCAGUGUGGUUCACGGCUCCCCACCUGUGCAUGGCGGUUUAACCGUCUACAGUCGACAUGCUCACAACUCUAUCGCUGCCAUGUUUCCUCAGCAAUCAAUGGUACCAGAAGGCCUCAACGAACUCAACGAGUCUGAAGAACAUACUGCUCACAGUGUCCACCAUGCCACCAACAGAUUUUUACCCUACCACCAAUUACGAAAGCGCUCUAUUGGCGUCCCAACCGUAGUUUUUAGCACAGUAGUGUCUCCCGUUUCCUAUACCAACCCCUUAACUUCUGCCUAUUUUGAGCGGGCUAAUUCUCACCAAACCACCCGGCCGGUGGUUUCAGCAUCGGCGUUCGCUACUGCCUCACCUCUUGGCUUAACUUCUGCAUAUGCCAGAAUUCUUGGCUCUCAUCCUAACUGA